Molecule: messenger RNA, 540 nt
Organism: Scatophagus argus
Lineage: Eukaryota; Metazoa; Chordata; Actinopteri; Scatophagidae
Gene: meig1
Product: meiosis/spermiogenesis associated 1
Exons: 3
Coding region: 145-420 (91 amino acids)
Cellular component (GO): nucleus
Source: RefSeq, a predicted model, not a curated record
CUGCAAGCUUUUGACUUCUCUCCUCCAACACAGAAGAAGACAGCUCACGGUAACCAGGCAACCAAAGAUACAGCUAAUCUAUCGUCGCUUGCUAACUGUCGCCUUAAAGCUGCUAUUUCUUUUUCAAAAUCAGUCAUCACCACCAUGUCCUGUAUUUCUGAAAACAACUCCAAGCCGAAGUCAAUGAACAGAGCCAAAGGAUGGACGGCAGAAGUGGAAAACCUAUUUAGAUUCCAGCAGGCAGGCUACAGAGAUGAACAGGAGUACAUACAAGUCAAGCAAGGGGCCUUGAUUGACAAAUGGCCAGAGACAGGCUUCGUGAAGAAGCUCCAGCGUCGAGAUGACACUUUUUAUUACUACAGCAGGAAAAGGGAAUGUCAGGACCGUGAUGUCCACAAAGUCAAAGUUUAUGCAUAUUAAGGUGUUCUAGACUCCAUCCAUUAAUCAUUAUGAUACAGCACACACCAUGGGCACAGAAACACCCCAUUCGUAGAAGAAUAUGGCCUCUCUGUUUUCAAUAAAUGAUUUUAAAAGAAAAAA